GGCCAACGCUUAGAAUGUGCAUCCAAUGGCACUUCAUGCCGGCUGAGUGGCGUGGUGUGCGGACGCAAUUAUAGCAUUAGCGUGGUCGCCGUAGAUGAUAUGUGCACCAGCAAGAGGAGCCUUCCGGUGCAACUAUUAUCAGGUACAAAGAGGAACAAAAAAUACAGUUUGGUACAUGUCACAAGUUUGGUUUGAUUCAGAUUCUCCUCUGCAGAACCGUGCUCUCCCUCUGAGCUGACUGCAUCCGUGAACUGUACCAACAACUCAGCCAAGUUAUCGUGGAGCAGCAGCUUGAAUGCAGUAUCUUACACCGGCAUAGCAGUGAGCUCAGACGGUCACAACGUGAGCUGCAGUACACAAGGGCUUGGCUGUCAAAUGGAGGGUCUACGCUGCGGCACUUCGUACACCUUCACUGUGUCAGCAACAGACGGUGGCUGUCAGAGCUUAAACAGCAAAUCUGUCAUAAAAACAACUGCCCCGUGUCCGGUACAGAGCGUGUCAAACACACUCAACUGCACCACCAAUACGAUGAGCAUAAGUUGGUCACCUGGAUCCAUGCCAGUCAACUACAGCGCCACGGUUUUGUCACCAAAUGGCACCGCUUUGAGCUGCACGACUGAGGCUUCCAGCUGCUCAGUCGGCACUUUACAGUGUGGACAGCGAUACACAGUGACGGUCAAAGCCGUGAGCAGCACUUGUGAAGGCCCCAGCAGUGUUCCCACCAUCGUUAAUUCAGUUCCCUGUGUUCCAAAGAACGUCCAAGGGGUGGUGGAGUGCUCCACUAACACCCUGCAAGCGUCUUGGAAUCCGUCUGCUGGUGCUACAUCGUACAUCUCCACAGUGACUAAAGCAGGAGGCUUCUCUUCUUCCUGCUCCUCCACUAAUGCGAGCUGCCUGUUCCCUGACCUGGAGUGUGCGCAGACGUACUCCCUGAGUGUGAUUGCUCUGAACAACUGGUGUAACAGCUCAAGAAGUGCCACAGUGUCAGCAACAACAGCUCCAUGUGAUCCCACAAAUGUGAAAGCCUCCCUGAACUGCCUCACUGACGAGGUGACAGUGACUUGGAACGCUAGUGCUGGAGCAAACGCUUACACAGUUGUAGCUGAGGCGAGUGGACACGUCGACUCCUGUAAAUCCUCUGGUACCUCCUGUAUGUUCUCGGCGCUGCGCUGUGGAAAAGACUACACGAUUACUGUGCUGGCAGGAGACACAAAGUGCAACAGCUCCAUACUCGCAAAGACCAACAUAACAACAGCUCCGUGUCCACCAGUCUUCCAAAACAACUCUAACUUUUGUGUUACUAACCGGACAUCGGUGAACUGGGCUAGGGACAAGUACGCGAUCAGUGUUACGGUCAGCGCAGGGUCCAACAUGGGACACUCCCUGUCCUGCAACUCAUCCACCGACAGCAGUUGUUUGCUGGAUCAGCUCCGGUGUGGAAACACCUACACAGUCAACGCUGUCGCCCAGGGAGUCCAGUGUUCAAGCAAGACCAGCUCUAGUUUUCAGAUUGUCACUGGUAUGACUGUUAAAAAAAUAAAAAUGUUUUAUUUACAUUAUUUUGCCUUUAGUAAGUCAUGACUGACUGCCUUCUCUUAUUUAUUU
Messenger RNA from Oryzias melastigma (Indian medaka), 1605 nucleotides. Its product is annotated as fibronectin type III domain-containing protein 7-like. The coding region runs from base 376 to 1581 and encodes 401 amino acids. The record is from RefSeq and is a predicted model, not a curated record. Gene Ontology annotation, molecular function: protein binding. NCBI's taxonomy places the organism in Eukaryota, Metazoa, Chordata, Actinopteri, Beloniformes, Adrianichthyidae. The transcript has 5 exons.